This is a messenger RNA of Morus notabilis, 1334 nucleotides long. RefSeq names its product alpha-ketoglutarate-dependent dioxygenase alkB. Gene Ontology annotation, molecular function: oxidative RNA demethylase activity; broad specificity oxidative DNA demethylase activity; ferrous iron binding. Gene Ontology annotation, cellular component: cytoplasm; nucleus. Gene Ontology annotation, biological process: oxidative RNA demethylation. Bases 131 to 1159 code for a protein of 342 amino acids. Lineage: Eukaryota; Viridiplantae; Streptophyta; Magnoliopsida; Rosales; Moraceae. The transcript is spliced from 7 exons. The record is from RefSeq and is a predicted model, not a curated record.
UCCAUACAAGGGGUCCACAGAAGAAACCCUAAUCAAACCUUCUAAACCCUACAACCCUUUCCUCGUACCUCCGUUCUUUCUACUGGUUACUCCGAGCUAAUUUCACCUGUAAAACACGAAUAACUGCGAAAUGUACGGAUCCGAUAAAGUUCCCGAUGACUCCGAGCGAACCGCUUUUAGAAGAGCCGAGAAGCAGUACAAGCUCUAUUACGAAUCCAAUUCCAAAAAGAAAAAGCAACCCAAACACGUGGAUUUAUCCGAUGUCCUGGACUUCAAGAACAUUCUAGAAUCUUCCAAUAACAACGGCGAGAUUCCGCCUGGAAUUGUCGCUCUUUCUUCCAAUUUUGGCCUUCCGGUCUUCCGUUUGGAAAAUCGUCCUGGAUUUUAUUUUAUUCCUGAAGCGUUGAGCAUAGAAGAACAAUGCCGAUGGAUAAAGGAGAGUCUAAUAAGCUUUCCGCAGCCUCCUAACAGAACGAAUCACAAUGCAUUUUACGGGCGAAUUCAUGAUCUAUUUUCUGCGGCGAAAGAGAGGAAAUUUCUAGAGAGUUCUAAGGAUGACGAUGAUGAUACCAAAGAGUGGAAAUUGGUGGAAGAAGAUCAAGUGUCAAAGACAUGCAAAUCUAUCUCAGCUUCUGUUCUGCUUCGGAAACUGCGUUGGAGCACUCUUGGCUUGCAAUUUGACUGGUCCAAGAGGAAUUAUGACGUAUCUCUUGCACAUAACAAAAUACCUGAUGCACUCUGUGAACUUGCUAAAAGAAUGGCAUCUCCUGCAAUGCCUAACGGGGAAGAAUUCAAGCCAGAAGCCGCAAUAGUGAACUACUUUGGCUUAGGUGAUACGCUAGGAGGUCACCUUGAUGACAUGGAAAAAGAUUGGAGUAGACCUAUAGUAAGCAUGAGUUUGGGGUGUAAAGCAAUAUUCCUUUUGGGAGGGAAGUCUAGAGAGGAUCCUCCAUUGGCAAUGUUCCUGCGAAGUGGGGAUGUUGUGCUUAUGGCAGGAGAAGCAAGGGAAUGCUAUCAUGGUGUGCCGCGUAUCUUCACAGACAAAGAAAAUGCUGAUAUUUCGCAUCUUGAAUUGCAAUUCUCACAAGAAGAAGAUUGUUGUUUCUUAGAAUACAUCCAGACUUCAAGAAUCAACAUUAACAUUAGACAAGUGUUUUAAGUUUGUUAUUUCCUCUCGUUCAAAUUUAAUUUUUUACACCUGAUUUAUAAAUUCGCAACAGAGCAUACUUUGUUGGCUGUUUUUAUUUGAUGCCAACUAUGCGGCAUUUCUUAAACGGCAUGUCGUUUUAUGUGAAUUACUUGAGAAACGGUUGCCAAAAGCAAAAGUACAUGAC